ACAUGGCUGGCAUUGCUGGUUGUUGCUAAGGCCUCAGGCACUCGUGGAUUGUUUGGAGCAUGACACUUUUAAUCUCUCCAAACUUUAAUUUCCUUUUGUCUUUGGUUUGUAUGUGUAACUGAACAAUUUCAUCCAUCCAUCCGUUUUCUAUGCCUUCUAUGCUUAUCCUCUUUAGGGGCGCACAGGGGUAUGCUGGAGCCUAUCCGAGCUGAGCGUGCGGGAGGGUACACCCUGGACUGGUUACCAGCCAAUUGCAGGGCACAUAUGAACAACCAUUCACACUCACAUUCAUACCUAUGGACAAUUUAGAGUCCUCAAUGAACCUAACAUGCAUGUUUUUGGAAUGUGGGAGGAAACCAGAGUAUCUGGAGAACACCCACGCACACACGGGGAGAACAUACAAACUCCACACAGAGAUGCCCAAGCAGAGAUUUGAACUCAGGUCUUCCCAAUCACCUGACCGUGUGGACAACAUUAACUGCACAACUCAGUUAAUGAAAUCAACAUUUGCUUGCCACUUCACAAUACUGAACAUGGUAACCAUCUUGACUUUAAUGGGCAAAUGGAUGUGUUGAUGGAGGUAGACAUGUGUGUCUGCAUCAGCUUCUUGUUGGGAUGGUGGGAUUGUGCUGCAAGAUGUUUUACUGUAGAGUGCUGACAAGAAGACAGCAUGAUGAUGCUCUACAUGUCAUUUCCACAAUCGUACAUCAGACAAAUUUCAAUUUAAUCUUUGUGAUGGCCUUGGCUUUUUGGAAGGGACUUGAUAGUAAAGAUAACUGAGCAUUUUACUUCCAUAAAGAUGCCAAGCAGCUUGUUGUUUUUUUUUUAAAGGUAUAUACGGUCCAAUAGCAACAAUAACAUUGAGUUUGCUUAGAUUGAUACGAUGGUCUGUCCAAAUAUAAUCUAUAAUAUAUAAUAUAAACGGGAGACGGUGUUGAUUUGGCUUAGUUUGCUUGUAGGUCUUGCAUGAGUAUGUCACAGUCAAAACAGUAUAGUCGGAACAUAAUGAUAUAGUAAUGUUUGUGCUUAUAAAGGCCAUUUCUGGUCAUUUUUGGUGGUCAGUGACCAUUUUCCAAAUGUUUAAUUUGACAAUUGCAAUGAAAUAUAGUGUCUGCAAAGGUCUUUACCAUCCCUGAAUUUGUUUUUGACUUGCAUCUGCAAGAAAGCAGCAAUACUAUACAUUUAAUUGCUAUUCGACCGAUGCAGAUAGGUCCUAAUUAUCUGUGCAGUCAUCGCUCCCUACUCUAUUGCAGCUUUUCAAAAAUCUAUCCAUAUUUAAUUUGUGAUCGCUGUUCCGUGGUUGACUACGGUCUAUUAUUAGUCCAAAAAUAUUCAUAUUUAAGCAAACUGUAUGUAAAUCUGGCAAAAUUAGUCAUUACCUAAAUCUGCUAAAGUACAAAUGCAGUAUGACCUUAAGACCACCAACUUGUGAAUGUAGUAGUCUAGAUCAGUAACUGUUUGCGACCACCACUGAAACACCAGACUUGAACAACUUGCUUUUAUUGCAGGUUUAAAUUAUCUUACAACAGGCACAAUCAUAAUAAUAACACAAAAACCAUAAUCAUAAUAACAUGCAUUACUGUUGUGGCGGCCACAACAAGCUAAAACCCCACUCUGAACCCCACACAUCACUUCCUGUCCAUCGAUUCUACUCCCUAUAAUGUGAACUAUCUUAUAGUUAUUUCAUGUCUAGAUAAUAAUAAUGUUAAAAUGUUGAAGUUUUCUAUGUUGCAACUAUGAAAAUAUUCAAUUUCUAAAGAAGGAAUCCUACUUUGUAGAAAUUCACUUUUCACAGUCGGGUCUGGGAUCAAUUAACCUCGAUAAAGGAGAAAAUACUGUAUAAUCAAACAUUGUAAUGAGAUGAAUUAUGUCAAUGUCAUAAAAUUUAAAUAAUUCACACACAAGAAGCAUGAUGAAAGUGGAGUCGGUAUAGAUUGUGUACUGUACUAAUAGACAUACUGUACAUAGAGAAAUGCAAAUAGUAUGUCAAGUUAAGUUCACUGAGUCAUCAUGUGGUGCAGUUAAACGUGAUGAGAGUUUGCAAAUGCGAGGUUGUACAAAUGUACAGAUAACUCCUGUACCACUGUGCCAUUGAAAUGUUUUCAACGCUGUUGAAAAACUGUCAGUGGAGCACUGGCUAUGUUGAGACACGUGAGAGAUGUGAGAGACGGGUUGCAUAUUUCUGUGUACGCGUGCGCGUAUGUGUGUUUGUAUGUGAAGCCAUUAGAGGUGGUGUUGAAACAGACUCAAUGCAGUCAUGCAUGGUGUUGUUGUCAUUCUUUAACACCCCCCACCUUCUCCUCUUGUACAUGGAGCCUGACUGAUCAUAACAGUGUGUGUUUGUGCGUGUGCUGGGCUCGUCGAAGGCAACAGCGCCCCCCGCUGCGGAGCACAAAGUCAGAGGCAGCAGGUGCAGCUGACGCAAAGGCUUUCUAGCAGGCAGGGCCAGUUGGGGCACCGAGAGGGAGAGGAGCCACUGGAACUCCAGCAAACACUGAAUCAGAAUUCACAGACAGACUGGACAAAUCAAUGUGUGUUUAGAGAGGGAGAGAGCGAGAGAGAGAGGGAGACUGGACCGAAGCCAAACCACUCGACAAUCAAAAUACCUGCCUCAGUUAUGAAUGUUAGGGAACGUGCAGACAACCUGCCUCAUAUUAAACUAUGGAAUGCUCCCUGAACUCACCAUCACUAGUCUCCAAUCUUUGGACUCAACUCCAAGAGUUUAGUUAGCAGCUGUGUUCCUCCCCUCCAACUCUUUCCGACCAGGGGACGAAGAAAAGGAGUGGGGCUACCUAAGUCCUCCGCAAAAACACAGCGCAGAUCACUUUUUUUUUAUUUCACUUUGUUGUCGUGUGUUUGUGUGUGAGGGAAAACCAUAUCAACAUGGAUCUGGAAUCGUACCUGUGGAUGGUCAUUUUUGGCUUCAUCAUCGCCUUUGUUUUGGCUUUUUCCGUGGGUGCCAACGAUGUGGCCAAUUCCUUUGGCACGGCGGUGGGGUCCGGCGUGGUCACACUGAAGCAGGCCUGCAUCCUCGCCUCCAUCUUUGAGACACUGGGCUCUAUGCUGCUGGGAGCCAAAGUGGGCGAGACCAUCCGCAAAGGCAUUAUCGAUGUCAGCUUGUACAAUGACACGGUGCCUGUGCUCAUGGCGGGGGAGGUCAGCGCCAUGGUUGGCUCGGCAGUGUGGCAGCUCAUCGCCUCCUUCCUCAAACUGCCCAUUUCCGGAACGCAUUGUAUUGUGGGCGCCACCAUCGGCUUCUCCAUGGUUGCCAUCGGCACCAAGGGUGUCCAGUGGAUGCAGCUGGUUAAGAUUGUGUCGUCGUGGUUCAUCUCUCCCUUGCUAUCUGGACUUAUGUCUGGAAUCCUCUUCAUUCUCAUCAGGAACACCAUCCUGAAUAAGGAAGACUCUGUUCCCAAUGGCCUGCGAGCGCUGCCGCUGUUCUACGCUUCCACCAUUGGGAUCAACACUUUCUCCAUCAUGUACACUGGAGCACCAUUGCUUGGCUUAGAGAUGCUCCCGGUGUGGGCAAUCUUUCUCAUCACACUUGCCGGAUCACUGGUGUGUGCGGCUGUGGUUUGGAUCGUCGUCUGUCCAUGGAUGAGAAGGAAAAUAGCAAGUCGUCUAAAGCAGGAGCAGGCCUUGUCCAGGAUUUCUGACGAAAGCCUGGACAAGAUUCCCGAGGAGGAAGAGGAAGGCCCUGUCUUUAAAGAGCUGCCCGGGGCGAAGGGCACAGACGAAGCUGUGCUGCCGCUCACUGGAGGCAGCAGUGAAAGGAACCCUCGUACCUCCAACAGCGAGCUCACCAACUUGGCCAACGGAGGCGCUGUCAUGCCCAACGGCCGAGUUUAUGGUCGCACCCACUCAAUGACCAACGGCUGCCUCAAGUCACCAGUUUCCAAUGGCAGUUUUAGCUUUGAUGGCCAUAUGCGCAGCGAUGGCCAGGUAUACCACACUGUGCACAAGGACUCAGGUCUGUAUAAAGACCUCCUACAUAAAAUACACCUGGGCCGCAUGGACGACAACGAACGGCCAGGCGCCAGUGCAGCCCAGCCCGACAACAACUACCGCCUGCUGCGUCGUAACAACAGCUACACUUGCUAUACAGCCGCCAUCUGCGGCAUGCCUGUCCAGCCGCUCAUGCGCACAGAGUCGCGGGAUGACAGCGAAAAGCUGGUCGGGGAGGGCGGCGGCGGCGGCCGUAGCAACAGCGUGUCGUACUCCAAGAAGCGUGUACGCUACGACAGCUACUCGUCAUACUGCAACGCCGUGGCAGAGGCGGAGAUAGAGGCAGAGGAGGGUGGUGUGGAGAUGAAGCUGGCCACCGAGCUGGAGGGGGUGGAGGAAGAAGGGGCGCCCGCUCCUGUGCCUCUGGAUGACUUGGCUGAGGAGGAUCACGAGGAGAAGGACAAGCCUGAGGUUUUCCAGCUUUUCCACUUCCUGCAGAUUCUCACAGCCUGUUUUGGCUCCUUUGCACAUGGAGGCAACGAUGUCAGUAAUGCCAUUGGACCCCUGGUGGCGCUGUGGAUGAUCUACGACCAGGGUGGCGUGAUGCAGGAUGCCGCCACUCCCAUCUGGCUGCUGUUUUACGGCGGCAUAGGCAUCUGUGCUGGCUUGUGGGUGUGGGGCCGCCGGGUCAUCCAGACCAUGGGGAAAGACUUGACGCCCAUCACACCAUCAAGGUGGGCUCCGUGGUGGCUGUUGGCUGGAUCCGCUCCAAGAAGGCGGUGGACUGGCGCCUCUUCAGGAACAUCUUCCUUGCGUGGUUCGUCACUGUGCCCGUGGCGGGCCUGUUCAGCGCUGCUGUCAUGGCCGUCUUCGUCUACGGCAUCCUGCCCUUUGUGUGAGGGGAUGUGGCCGGGAGGGAGGGAGAACCACGGAGGACCUAACAGUCAGAGAGAGAGGAAAGGACUGGGUGUUGAGAGUGGGGGUGUAGUAAGACGGGAUGACGAAGGGUCAAAGGUGAAGAGAAGCAGAAACAACGGGAUGUGAGGAGGGUUGGUUCACAUGCUGGCUGGCUCAAAUUAGCACCCUUCAAUCUUGUGUACAUAUGGCUAAAUUCCACACUACAAAAAACAUGGCUGGCAUGCGUCGACAUGACAACCGCAGCUCAGUGAAUCAGUUAUUCCAAUAUGCCAGAAAGCGACUGUACAUAUUGCUAUCAGCAUCAUACAGGAAUUUGUCAUCUUGAUUUAAAGUGGAAAAAGAACUAUAUCUGUGUGUGGUCAACCAACCCAUCUCACCUUCCCCUCAUGCUAGCCAGGUACAAGUGAGAGGGGAGAUGAUGGAGCCUCAAUGAGGGCUGAUGAAACUGUCGCUCUGCAUUUUUUUUUGUUUUUAUCACUUGAUACCGUACAAAAACCUGAUUCACUACAGAGUUGAUUUGUUUGUAUGGAUGGCCUGUUUUUAAAAGAUGUACUAUACCAUAAUCUGUACUGUAAAUACUCACCUUCAAGAGGGUGAAAGUGGGGUGAUCAUAUUUUGUUGUUUUUAAACUGUUGGGAAGGAUGUGCACCUUGUCAUCAUGAUGUCAUAUUUUGUUUUUAUCACGCUAUUUUUCUGACAAAUUAGACAAUAUGUAUACAAGGAGAGGCCCUCCUUGGUGUAAUACUGUAAUGCCCUGGCGCUCCGCUAGGUGGCGGCAAUGCUUUUCUUAGCUGGUUUGCCGGAUGCCACGCAAAUGAAAAGAAGAGGACUAUGUUGGCGGCUUUUGUCUGAAGAACAUGGCGGCUCUUUCGAGACACUCACCAUGCCAAAGUAAGCUAAUCUCGUCGCCACGCCAACGUUUAAAAGAAUUAUUAAGUUUUAGGUGCAGCGAAAAGCCAAAACACACACAUACGCACACACACCAAAAAAUAUCAUGCCUUUUUGUUGGUAUUUUCCCCGUUUGGUGUCGUGCUACGUGAUCUCAAGAUGCCUCAAACCUCUAGAUUGUGUCAUAUCAAGAACUACCGUUGUAUUAUUCAUAUUAUUAAGUCAUGCAGAGCUAAGAGGGUUUCAAUCUUAUCUUAUCUUGGUGUGUAGCUCCUCCAAACCUGCUCUUUGAAACCUAGAAAGUAAAAUAUCACCUUAUUAAUGUUAGAUGGUACCUGAUGGGAAUUACUGAUCAUCACCAGCGCUCUAACAAGGUCACGUGACAUGACCUGUAGACGAACAAGCUUUUUUUUGGGGAGGGGAGAGAAAUUAUCAGAACAAAAUCAAGUUGCUUGUGGUGUGUGUUUUCCUAUAUUUUAAUUUCUCAUGAACAAACUAUGCUUACGUAGCCACUUGCCUUUGUAACAUUGUGUGUUUUCUUUGUGCAGAUGAUAAGUACUGUGGUGUUUACAUUGUAACCAUAUCAUGUAGAUGACCUGGAAACAAAAGUACAGUUGCCUCACAAUGCCAGUGAAAGCGAAACACAUGAAUUAACUGGAGUAAGUUUAAAAAAUAUAUAUAUAUAACCAGAAGUGUCUCGAGAGCGAGAGUACGAUAAAAGUGCAGCGUGAUGAGUUGUUUUAUUUUUGUAGCUGUAGCGCUAAUCACCAUGCCGCCACUUUACACUGCAAAGAGUUUAUCUAGAGACAUUUCAUCAAAACUAUAUAUUUUUCUACAAUAUUUUAACGGAGGGGAUGAGUGGACACGCUGCAGAACAUGCUACUGUGGCUGAUGCUAAGCUUGUCUAAGUAAAAACCCAUUAAAGUGCGUCGUCUGCCAAUAGGUCGAGGUUUGGGAACUUCAAAUUUUAUUUUCUAUUAGUUGUCAUUGCAAACACUUUGUCAUUUUGUUACCCUGCUGCUUCAAUGGGUAUGCCAUUGAGGGAGCGUUAACCGCCAAAAUGGAUAAAAUUGACAGCUACACUGUUAAAAAAAAAACAAGUAGCUGUGACUUUGGGGAGGUGCUUGUACCAUUUUAGUGAUUAACCUUGAGGGGGGUGCACAGAGGGCAAGGGAGCCUGAGGUAGAGCCUGAAGUAUGACGCUUCUUGAUGGAAUUAGUUUGCAUGCAUAAGACCUGAUGCUGUAAAUGGGCCAUUGUUAGCUACUCAAAAGCAUGGGCAAUUAUAAAAAAUGCCCCCUCCCCCCUUCCUGGCUAACUCCCACUGCCAUCGUUUUUGUCAUCAUGCAUUUGCAGCCCUCAGAGGCCAGAAAGGACACACUGUGCAAACACAGAGCAAAAGACAUAGGGUGGCAAAACGCCCUCUAGUGGCAGCGUUUGAGACACAAAUUAUUUCAUCUAAAGAUUAAGAUUAACCCUUCCAGCUGUGUAUUUCCAAAUAGAUCAUAAAGCGCUUGUUUGGGUUUUAAAUUCCUCAUUACAAAUUCAGUGGAACCUCCAUAAGUCAUUCUUUGCGAUGCUAGUUGACUCCUAGGCCUGCCAUGGUAAUUGAUACAUUGUUUAAUCAAACAGGUCGAUAACGUCCUUGAUAAAUUGACAUGGGCAUUUAUGUGUCUUUCCUCAACUUCUAAAUUGUUAUAAUUUUAAGUACAGUGAUUGAUUCAGUUUCAGGCAUGCAUGGUAAAAACCUCAUGUCCAGUUUUAUCAGUCUUAGAAGUAUUAAAAGAAUGUAACUACUGUAUAAUAAAAGAAAAGUAAAGUAAAACUACUCACAAGCAUAAUGGACGGGGAACAAGAAUGUGUCUACAAAGCAACACUGUAGAAAUUGCAGCAAUUAAUACAUGCUGUGUAGCAUAGAAGUAUAUUUACAUCAGCUUGCUGAUGUAAAUAAAAAGGGUCCAUGGUUAUCCUUGUCUUCUAUUCUUGUCAUCUGUCUUCACUGGUACUGUAGGGCUGGGCGAUACCGACCAAAACUUAUAUCCUGAUAUGUUUAGGUUGAAUAUCGAUAUACGUUAUAUAUCCCAAUAUUUCUUCCACAAACUGAAGUCAACGCCAAAUAUGCAAUUUAUUGAAAUGUAAACAAUCUUAUAGAACCAGAGCUGCUGAAAUAAAAUAACAGACAUAGGAUAGGCGGACAAUAAUAUUGUUUUCUCUUUAAUAAAUCUAGAAAAUGUUAAAUCUUCAGCGCAAUCAUCUUUAUACAGCAACCUUUAUACUGUCUUUUUCUCUAUUUACUCUCACUAUGCGGCCUCUCCUCUGUAUCUCUGUGGAGGAUCUACAAUCGCUCCGUCUAGCGAAAGGGUGCUCAAAGCUAGCAGCUGCUCCUGAGUGUAAACAAUUUACAAACGUAACAAGAUGAACAUCCAUAGCUGCACACUUGCUUAGGGGGUCCGGUAUGACAUCAAAAACAAUAAAGUCAUAAAUAAGGCACUAUUAAACACUAAAAACAUCACAGAAGAUACGGACUCAUGAGACCUCCACAUCCAAUCUAGUCGAUAUCGAUAUGAACAAUAUGCUUGUUUUUGAAAUUGCGCUUAAAAAUAUUGAUAUAUCACCCAGCCCCAACUGGUACCCUCCUAUGGUUGGCCUUACUUUUUUUUAUUUUUUUUAAGCAAAAUGCUUUUAUGGUGUUAAUCCUUUGAAGUUUUUCGGCAUAUUUUUGCAGAAAAUGUUUGAGCGUUCAUCUCUGGAGGUUCUACUGCAAUGGAAGUCAUUUUAGCAUCGUUUGUCAUGUGCAAAUGCACAAAGCCCUUACACGAGUAACUUAUUUGUAUAAUGUCAUAAAAUAAAAUGAGAAAUAUACACAAAGAGUAACCAAAGGAAACAUAAUUUUUUAAUAUUUUAUUUUUGCCUUUUAGGCCAAAUUCCAGGUUGUUCCACCAACAAACUAUCUGGCUGGCCGUAUUGACAAAGAACAUCUACGUACGGUAUGAAAUUUCAUAUUAUUCCAAACUAGCAAUCGUCCCACGUUAUGAUGUAGUGUUUAUACAUUGCCACUAGAUGGUGUUAUUUCCUCUGCAUAUCGACUAGCGUGGUCACUUCUGUCCAACUUGAAUGGUUUUACAUAUUAUGGAGCAACUAAAAGAACACGAUGUGCCAUUUUUCUUCUGCCUGACGUCGCUAUCGCUCCUUGACGUGUAGCUCUACCCACCCCGCUCUGAUAGCGCCCUUUAGUGUGUGUGUGUGUUGCCAGAGGGUCAGGUCAGCAUGGCGUGCUCAGUCAGUCUGUCUCCAGUUUGGUGGUAGAAACACGUGUGUCUCCUCUUCCUCCUUCUCGCGGGCUUUUACAGCUCUGUGUUGUCUUUUUAAUGUUUACUGCUACGUAGCCGUCUGCUCUAACGACAAAUACAAUACAUGGAUUUCAAACAAAAAAGAAAGAAAACUGUAGCCUGCUUUGACGACAUCUUAACACCUCUGCUGAUUUGCUUCAAUCGUACUGUAAUGUUUUAUUUAAGAUUUUAGUGAGGAAAACAAUGUCUGCAUUUUAACUAAAUUAUGGGGAUUAAAAUGACAAAGAACACCCA
This is a messenger RNA of Doryrhamphus excisus (bluestripe pipefish), 9334 nucleotides long. The record is from RefSeq and is a predicted model, not a curated record. Lineage: Eukaryota; Metazoa; Chordata; Actinopteri; Syngnathiformes; Syngnathidae.